CGGUCAAUCCAUCGUUGACCAUCGCCGUCUCUUUCUAUAUAAACGCCCGCAGCCGAUCGCAAUCGUCUCUCGCACACCGAGAAUCCGCGCGAUUGCCCACUGCUGACUGCUCCUCCUCCUUCGCCACCAUUGCCUCCUCUCUCUCUCUCUCGUUCUCGCUCGCCGCCGGCGAGAGGGCGAAGCGCGGAGGCAUUUCCGGCCGAGCAGCCGCCGUCCCGAGCCGCCGCGGCUCCGCCCUCCUCCGACCCUUCCGAGUAGAUUGGGAUGGAUUCAUCCGGCUUAAUGGUACAGAAAUGUGAUGAUGACCAGAAAGGAUUGAAGGUUCUACUGGAUGCAUUUGGUUCUUUUUUUUCUCUGGAAGAGAUUGCUUCUGCUUACUGCAAUGCGGGCAGGAAUGCAGAUGAUGCAGGUUAUGUGUUGAGUGACAUGAAGGGAAGCUCCUUUGCAUCUACCACCAAUAGUACUAAUUGUGUUGGAGAAAGUGAAUCGUCUGAAGAACUUUCCUGUGGUAACUUUUCUGAGAAGUUGAUUCCGGCUGAUGGAAAUCCCAGAUCUUCAAAACAGAAGUGGCGUACUAUUUCUGUUGGUACUGUUUCAAGUGUUAUUGGUAAAGAUUAUGUCAGGUCUACAUCCUUGGCAAAUGGUUCUUGUAUGGCAGCACAACCUUCGAAACUGGACUCCAAGGUGUUGCCAGCAUCCGAGCUUUUAGGCCAAAAUUCCAAAAUGGAUGCUUCUAAGGAUGAUCAAAUGCACCAGGACGUGGAAGAUUUUCUGUUCAAAAUGCUAGGAGAUGGCUUUCAGCUCGAUAGGGAUAUCAUUCGAGAAGUUCUUGGUAAUUGUGGAUAUAAUAUGGAAAAGAGCAUGGACAAGCUAAUUGAUUUGUCAGCUUCAAUUUCAAGGAGAGGAAACAACUUUCUCGGCGAGUCUAAGAAGGAGGAACUUCAAAGUCAAAAAGAGAAGCAAAGUGUAGAUAAUUCAGAAGGUGUUCCAGGUACAUCUGGAGGUAAAUUAAAUAGACAGCAGAGACAGAGAAACAAUCUUGAAGAAGAAGUUCUGGCUGCAUUAUUCAAUAAUUCCGGAAGACAGACGAAAUCGUCUAGGGUAAAAGCUGUCAAGAGGUCUAAAGCAUAUGGUCAAGUGGUGGCUACACCUCUUCCAGAUUCUUUUCUACUUGACAGGAAUGAAAUAGUAGAUUUUCAACAAGAUAAUAAUGAGGAUGUAGAAAAGCUAGAUGAAGAGGGUAGCUACGAGGCUCUUCGUAAAGCUGUAGAGGAAUAUAGGGCUACAAUGAAGGAGUAUUAUAAGGCGGCCGUUGAAGCAUUUGCUAAGGGCGAUCGUGCUCGGGCAAGCAAACUUUUAGAACAGGGACGCUUCUUCUACAAAAAGGCUCGUGAAGUUGAUGAAGAGUCCUAUCAGAAGAUAUUUGAAACAAGAAACAAGGAUACAGCAGACUUUGUGUCGCUUGACUUGCAUAACCAUGAUGCCGAAGAGGCAAUACGUCUUCUUAAGCGCCACCUCUUGUCUCUGGCUGGCAUCCCAACAUUCAACUAUCUUAAAGUAAUCAUCGAAACAAAUGAAGAAGAUGCCUCAAAAGUGACUCGUAAGCGGCGGCUGGUUAUGAAAUUAUUGGAGAGGGGAUCGAUUCAGUGGACUGAAGAAGGAAAUGCUGGAGUAAUACUUAUUCCCCUGACUAAUAUAAAUCCAAAACUCUUGAGUUUUGCCAAAAAAUAGAUUUCUGCUUGGACUUCAGUUGGUUGCAGAAACACUUGGUUGCAGAAACACGGGAUGAAGUAAUUAUAUAAGUGAAAGAGGACUACGGUCUCUCUAUUUUACCAAGGGCCUCUCAUUAAGAGGGAUUAAAGUUGAAAUUCUUAAGCGUCAUUGGCGGCUGGCGCUUAAUUUUGGUCCUGUUUUCUAGGACACUGAUUGCUGUUUGUAUGUGUUGGUAGAAACCGAGUUAAGAGGUCUGCCAUUCACUUUUGUUUUCUUUUUCUCUAAGUUAAGGGAAUUGGAGGAUUAGAGUUCAAAUGAAGAUAUUGAGGAUGAUGUUGAAGUUUAUUCAUGUCACACGGUUCAAUCAAGGAAAAGAAAGGCAUUCUUCGUUUGCUAUCUUUCAUGUAGAUGAUCUUUUUAUUUUCUGGUGAAAAAUCUCGUGUUGAUGACUCGUGCCGUGCUCUCUAUAUGGAGCUUUAUGUAGUCCCUUUUUA
Eucalyptus grandis is the source of this 2207-nucleotide messenger RNA. RefSeq names its product putative nuclear RNA export factor SDE5. NCBI's taxonomy places the organism in Eukaryota, Viridiplantae, Streptophyta, Magnoliopsida, Myrtales, Myrtaceae. The record is from RefSeq and is a predicted model, not a curated record. The transcript is spliced from 12 exons. The coding region runs from base 265 to 1731 and encodes 488 amino acids. Gene Ontology annotation, biological process: protein complex oligomerization.